GAAACCUCAUUGUUAUCUAUCCUUCAAAACCCUCUCUGCUCUAACCUUCUCGCAUCAUCUAAAGCCAUUAAAAAAUGGCCGCAGAAGAAGUUCUAAAGCUCUUCGAUAUGUACUGGUUCGAGAGUGAAAUCUUCACCAAAAUCCCAUUUUCACCUCCCAAUGUAACAAACCCAAUUGAAGAAGAAAUUCAAGAAUCGAAAUUUUCGCACUCACCUAGUCCUCAAGUCAGGUCUCUUAUUGAGCAAAACUUGAGCUCCAAAGCAAGUAUUGCCUCUGAUUCUCUCUCCCCAACAACACCAAAGCUUCAAUCAAUCCUCUCAGGCAAGGUUGUUACAGAAUUCGAAAGCAAAAGUGAGAAACAAUACGAUAUUGAAGCACCCAUUAAGCCAAAAGGGAGAGAAAGAAGGAGCGGAGGAGGAAGAAGAAACAGAGGAGGUGUAAGUAACAAUAGUAAGAGCUUGACAGAUCUUGAGUUUGAGGAGCUAAAAGGGUUUAUGGAUCUGGGAUUUGUGUUUUCUGAGGAGGAUAAAGAUUCAAGCUUGGUUUCUAUAAUUCCCGGGCUGCAAAGAUUGGGGAGAAAAUCUGGUGAAGAUGAACAGAAAGAACAGAGAAAGAUUGAUAAAAAUAGUGUUGUUCAAAGGCCUUAUUUGUCAGAAGCAUGGGAUGUAUUGGACAUAAGAAAGGAGAAGCCAGUGUUGAUUGAUUGGAGAAUUCCAGUUUUGGGCAAUGAAAUGGACAUGAAAGGCAGUCUCAGAUUUUGGGCUCACACAGUUGCAUCAACUGUCAGAUAGUAAUAAUCCAACACACCUUGAUUUCUUGUUUCUGCUUAUCUUUUCUUUCUAUUAUCUGGGUUUUCUGGUCUAGAUUGUUUGGGUUUUAAUGGUGCCAAUUUUGUAACCUUCUCUGCAAGACAUGUACUUGUAAAUAAAGAACUGGAUCUUUGUUGGGUUGGUUUUCA
Molecule: messenger RNA, 958 nt
Organism: Tripterygium wilfordii
Lineage: Eukaryota; Viridiplantae; Streptophyta; Magnoliopsida; Celastrales; Celastraceae
Exons: 2
Coding region: 75-791 (238 amino acids)
Source: RefSeq, a predicted model, not a curated record